This is a messenger RNA of Lucilia cuprina (Australian sheep blowfly), 743 nucleotides long. RefSeq names its product monocarboxylate transporter 10-like. NCBI's taxonomy places the organism in Eukaryota, Metazoa, Arthropoda, Insecta, Diptera, Calliphoridae. The transcript has 2 exons. The coding region runs from base 525 to 719 and encodes 64 amino acids. The record is from RefSeq and is a predicted model, not a curated record.
GUAAAAAAACAAUAUUAAAUUAAAAAAUAAACAUGUUUUAUUGUUAAACACAUUAAAUAAACGUGACACCUGUUGAAUCUAAGUAAAAAAUAAGGUGCUUUAGUAUAUAGAAAAAAAAACAGAUAUAUUGACUUUUAAAGCUUUCAAUAAAAAAGGAAUUAAGAAUAUCCUGCAGCAACAGAAACUUAAGAAGUACAACUUGCAGAAGGAUGAAAUAAAAUCAAUAAUUAUAUAUAACUAAUAUUUUGUACAUCAAUAAACAAAUGUAUACACAAGAAAUAGUCUAAAACACAUGCAUUGUAAUAAUAUUGCUCAAGUCCAUUGAAUAAAUCAAAUCAAUGACAAAUUACAAUUGCACAUACAUGUGAUAAAGGAUUUAAAUUAGUUGGCAACAUAGAAAUAUUAACAAAUACUACCUCAAACACACAUAUUUAAAUCCACUACAACUGCAAACAUUCCAUUUACAACAACAACUAUCGGUUUCCAGUUCCCAUAACACAAAAGAGAAAAAAACUACAAAUAAAAUGGUACAUGCACCCUCAAAACGGAAAUCAAAUGGCUCCACCAACAACAAUACCACAAAUAAACAUGAAUAUGAAAUGGAAUUAUCGGAAAAUACAGAAUCACAGCAACCAGUGCCACCAGAUGGUGGCUGGGGUUGGGUUGUCGUCUUUGGUUCAUUUAUGAUCCACAUUAUAAGUGAGUAUGAGUUGUUUUAAAUAAUCGAUGAUUUAAAAUGAUUC